AUGACUCUGCACGUCAAGGGCAUCAUUCUGUACACCGAAGACGGGUACAUGUCGGCGCAACUGCACAUUUCCGGCCAGAGACCGUUUGAGGGCGAACAACCCUUUGAUCGAACUGUCGGACGCAGUUACAUUGCCUACACGGGGGAAUUUUACAUCGACGUCGACAGAGAACAGCCCGUCAUCAAGCACUACAUGCGCUACGCCAGUCUGCCGUACAUGGUGACGGAUGUUCAAGAGAGAACCUUUCGGUUUGAGGAUAGGAUUGACGGGAAUAGGUAUUUGGUGCUCGGGCUCCCAGAAACCCAUCAAGGUGCGAGGCGAAUCCAGGCAAGUUUUCGUGCUCUGGAAGCGUCUGCCAUUCAACGAGCGAAGUGA
Molecule: messenger RNA, 375 nt
Organism: Fonsecaea nubica
Lineage: Eukaryota; Fungi; Ascomycota; Eurotiomycetes; Chaetothyriales; Herpotrichiellaceae
Exons: 2
Coding region: 1-375 (124 amino acids)
Source: RefSeq, a predicted model, not a curated record